AUGUCUCGGCCCAGCAGCAGAGCCAUUUACCACAACCGGAAGGAGUAUACCCAGAGUCUCGCCAUGGAGCCCAGCCAGGUGCAGCACCGAGUGGAGCACCUGAUGACGUGUAAGCUGGGGGCGAGACGGAUCCAGGAACCCAAGGACGUGCUGCAGAGGCUGCAGGACAUGGACGCACAAGGCCAAGUGUGGAGCCAGGACCUGCUCCUGCAGGUCAGGGACGGCUGGAUGCAGCUGCUGGACAUUGAGACCAAGGAGGAACUGGACUCCUACCGCCUGGACAGCAUCCAGGCCAUGGACGUGGCGCUCAACGUCUGCUCCUACAACUCCAUCCUGUCCAUCACUGCACAGGAGUCAAGCUCCGCAGGCACCAACACCCUGCUCUUCCAGUGCCAAGAAGUGGGGGCAGAGAAACUGAAGAGCAGCCUGCAGAGGGCGGUGCAGGAGGAGCUGGAGCAGAGGCCCCGCUUCGGAGGCCCGCGGCCAGGCCAGGACAGAUGGCGGGAGCCUCCCCUGGAAAGGCCUGUCCCCAUGGAGCCGAGGUUCCCACAGGAAAGAAACUUCUCUGAAGAGCCACCCCACAGGAUGGCCCAGGAGGACUACUCCCGGCUGCCCCCGAAGCCACUGUCACGCCAGUCCAGUGCUCGGGAGCCCUUCCCCGCCAGGCGGCCCCCCUCCCCUGAGGACCAGGACCUGAUGGGGGCAGAGAUGGAGCUGAACCGCACCCUGCAGGACAUUGAUAUGUUUGUGAAAACAGUGGAGGCCCAGGGGAAGGCCAGCCACAAGAAGAAACUAAAGAAGAAAAAAGCCAAGAAUCAGAGUGGUGUGACUCAGGCACAGUAUAUUGAUUGCUUCCAGAAGAUCAAGCACAGUCUCAAUCUUCUGGGCAUGCUGAACCAUAGCCUGCAGGGGCCAGGGGCUCCGGAGUUCGUGCACAUCCUGUUCCAAACUCUGAGCCGCUUGCUGGACUACUGCUCCGAGAAGACCCUGGCAGCCCAAGUGAUCUCACCGCUCCUCAGCCCCAACGCUAUCAACCUGCUCCAGUCCUGCCUCAGCCCGAAGGAGAGGACAUUCUGGAAGGGGCUGGGCAUCGCCUGGACCACCAGCCGGGAAAAUUGGAAAGGCAGCGAGCCCAUACCUUACCAGCCCACCUUCUCCAGAGACUUGCAGAGCCCGAAGCCCUUCAGCCAGGAACAGGAACCCCCAGGAAACCAGAACCUGUCUGUCUCUAGGUCAGCGAGCAGCUCCCACCUUGACCCAGAGGAGCCAUACAACAGUGGCCAGGCAGCUCAGAGGAUGCAGGCUGUCUGUGAGUUCCAGGCCAGGAACCAGCAGGAACUCACGGUGGCCCAAGGGGAGAUGCUGGAGGUUCUGGACCAGAGCAAGCGGUGGUGGCUGGUGAAGAACCAGGAGGGCUCAAGUGGCUACAUCCCCAGCAACAUCCUGGAGCCCCUCCAGCCGGACGAGACCCAGAGUCAGAGCCAGUCCCCGCCUUGGACACCGACGCUGAGACUUAGCUCGAAGCCGGCAGAGGUCACAGCCUGGCUGCAGGCCGAGCACUUCUCCCCUGACACGGUGAAGACACUUGGGCACAUGAACGGCCACCAGCUGCUCCAUUUGAGACCCGGGGAGCUACAGAUGCUCUGCCCUCAGGAGGCCCCACGGAUCCUGUCGAGGCUGGAAGGCAUCAAACGGAUGCUGGGGAAGCGCGCCCUGCUCCCCAGCGCCCGAAGCCCUGAUGACGCCAAGUCCAGCGACUGA
This is a messenger RNA of Sorex araneus (European shrew), 1761 nucleotides long. RefSeq names its product EPS8 like 3 (gene EPS8L3). Gene Ontology annotation, molecular function: actin binding. Gene Ontology annotation, cellular component: plasma membrane; ruffle membrane; vesicle. The transcript has 19 exons. Bases 1 to 1761 code for a protein of 586 amino acids. NCBI's taxonomy places the organism in Eukaryota, Metazoa, Chordata, Mammalia, Eulipotyphla, Soricidae. Gene Ontology annotation, biological process: regulation of Rho protein signal transduction; Rho protein signal transduction; positive regulation of ruffle assembly. The record is from RefSeq and is a predicted model, not a curated record.